Molecule: messenger RNA, 1569 nt
Organism: Poecilia latipinna (sailfin molly)
Lineage: Eukaryota; Metazoa; Chordata; Actinopteri; Cyprinodontiformes; Poeciliidae
Product: glutamate receptor 1-like
Exons: 7
Cellular component (GO): membrane
Molecular function (GO): ligand-gated monoatomic ion channel activity
Source: RefSeq, a predicted model, not a curated record
UGUUGGCAUUAUUUUUGUAAACUUGUUUUUAUUUGUGACAAAAGUUUCAUUUUUCUUCUUUCUCGCCCUCCUUCUGCCUUGCAGAUUGUAGAACAAGGAAAGAACGCAAAGAGCUUCCACUACAUCCUCGCCAACCUGGGUUUCCUGGACAUCGACCUGACAGACCUGAGGAAAGGCGGUGCCAACAUCACGGGCUUCCAGCUCGUUAACAACUCCGAGCCGAGCGUGAGCCGCAUCGUCCAGCAGUGGAUGGAGUUUGACAAUAAAGACUCCAAAAUGCCCAAGACUGGACUCAAAUACAUGGGCGCGCUGACAUACGACGGGGUGAAAGUCAUGUCCACAGCCUUCCAGUACCUGAGGAGACAGAGGAUAGACAUCUCUCGCCGCGGCAACGCUGGAGAGUGUCUCGCCAACCCGCCAGCCCCUUGGGGACAGGGCAUAGAUAUCCAGAGAGCCUUGCAGCAGGUUCAAAUUGACGGACUGACCGGUCACAUACAGUUCAACGAGAAGGGUCGCAGAACCAACUAUACUGUCAGUGUCAUGGAACUGGCCCCGUCCGGACCCAAGAAGGUUGGCUACUGGAAUGAAGAUGAGAAGUACGUGAGCACAGCCAGCCUCUCCAGGGUCAAUAAUGACACACACGGACUGCUGAACAGGACAUAUAUAGUCACUACUAUUUUGGAGUCUCCCUAUGUGAUGCAAAAGAAGAACCACGAACUGCUCGUAGGAAACGAUAAGUACGAAGGCUACAUUGUAGAGCUGGCUGCAGAGAUAGCAAAGCACGUGGGCUACCAAUACAAGCUUAAGAUCGUUUCUGACGGCAAGUACGGAGCCAAAGACCCUGAAACCCAGAAGUGGAACGGCAUGGUUGGAGAACUGGUCUAUGACAAAGCGGAUCUGGCCGUCGCCCCGCUUACUAUCACUCUCGUCCGCGAAGAGGUGAUAGACUUCUCCAAGCCCUUCAUGUCUCUGGGUAUCUCUAUCAUGAUCAAGAAACCCACAAAGUCCAAGCCUGGUGUGUUUUCCUUCCUGGACCCGCUGGCUUACGAGAUCUGGAUGUGCAUCGUGUUCGCCUACAUCGGCGUCAGCGUCGUCCUCUUCCUCGUCAGCCGAUUCAGCCCUUACGAGUGGCACGCCGAAGACUACGAGGAGGGAGCCGAGCCUCAGACUCCCACGCAAGCGGCGGCCUCCAACGGCGUGCAGCCGAGCCAGACGCCAACGCAGCAGAACGCCAACCAGCAGAGCCCAGAACAGACCAACGAGUUUGGCAUCUUCAAUUCUCUUUGGUUUUCGCUCGGCGCCUUCAUGCAGCAGGGUUGUGAUAUCUCACCACGGUAAGAGAAGCCCAGGCGGAGAUUUUGCAUCAGCUCAUCACACAGUCUUAGAGUUUUGAUUAUUGAUGCAAUGUGAAACGCAGCGCCACGACUCUGCUGGAUGUUCGUGUCGGAUCUGUUUUUCAUGAAGGAGCCGCUUUCUUCUUUUCGGCUACUUUCCGCUUUCCUGCCUUUGGAUUAUUCUAGUAGAAUCGAAACAAAACAAAACAAAAAGAAUGUCGGCACAUAUCUCAAA